Messenger RNA from Penicillium maclennaniae, 981 nucleotides. RefSeq names its product phosphosulfolactate synthase. NCBI's taxonomy places the organism in Eukaryota, Fungi, Ascomycota, Eurotiomycetes, Eurotiales, Aspergillaceae. The transcript is spliced from 6 exons. The record is from RefSeq and is a predicted model, not a curated record. Bases 1 to 981 code for a protein of 326 amino acids.
AUGUUCGGUCGGGCACCUCUCGCAGCGACCGUGCCCAAACAGAUAGCAAGUUUUGGCUCUCUGAACCUAGCCAAAGCUGCCGCUUCCUUACAGCUCAGAGGCUUGUCCACAUCGACCCCCGCCCGAUCGGCACAGGGCGUUACGCUUUUACAAGACAAGGAGAAUGGCUUUGGCUUCGCAAGAUCCAACCCCAGGCCAGCAAAGCCGAGGGGCAAAGGAGUCACUGAAAUAAGAGGGCCGUAUUACUCGGUCAUGGGGAAGCGGUACCUAGCAGAUGUACUUGAGACGAUGGGCAACCACGUUGACGGAUUGAAGUUUGCGGGCGGCUCAUUCUCUCUAUUUGAGGAGAAACCACUGCGUGAGAUCACAGAACUUGCUCAUGAGUAUAGCGUUUAUGUCUCCACGGGCGGAUGGGCUGAGCACCUCCUCACCCACCCUGACCCCAACGCCAUGUUUGACCGCUACCUCACCAAGUGCAAGGAUCUGGGCUUUGAUGUCGUCGAAUUAUCCUCUGGCUUUUUGUCGUUCCCAGAAGACGACUGGCUUCGACUCGUCGACAAAGUCCACUCAUACAAGAUGAAAGCCAAGCCUGAACUUGGUAUUCAGUUUGGAGCAGGUGGAGAUACUCCUGCAUCUGGCCUGGAAGCCAUCGGCACUUCAGAUCCAGCCAAAUUAGUUAACCUAGGUCGUAAAUUCCUCGAUGUUGGCGUUGAGCGCCUGAUGAUCGAGUCCGAAGGUAUCACAGAGAACGUGAACUCCUGGCGGACCGAUGUCGUGUCGAAGAUCAUGAAAGACCUUCCUUCCGAGGGAGUGAUGUUUGAGGCUGCUGAUCCUAAGGUUUUCAAUUGGUACGUUCGAGAGUUUGGUAUUGAUGUCAACCUAUUUGUGGAUCAUAGUCAGAUCGUGCAGCUGGAAUGUCUGCGCUCGGGUAUAUGGGGAACUGCCGAUACUUGGGGAAAGAUUGUCUCUUUCCGACCAUAG